Gastrolobium bilobum is the source of this 1040-nucleotide messenger RNA. RefSeq names its product eukaryotic translation initiation factor 5B-like. The record is from RefSeq and is a predicted model, not a curated record. NCBI's taxonomy places the organism in Eukaryota, Viridiplantae, Streptophyta, Magnoliopsida, Fabales, Fabaceae. The transcript is spliced from 7 exons. Gene Ontology annotation, molecular function: translation initiation factor activity. Bases 84 to 1040 code for a protein of 318 amino acids.
UUGGGUCUUGUCUGAUUGGAAAAGGAGUGAAGGAAAGGCGGGUACCUUCAAGCACACAUCAGGAAAAUGGUCUGGAGAUCCUGAUGACAAAGGUGCCAAUUGUUACCACAAUUCGAGCUUUAUUGACACCUCAUCCAAUGAAAGAGCUCCGUGUUAAGGGAACUUAUCUCCAUCACAAACAAAUCAAAGCUGCAAUGGGUAUAAAGAUUACUGCCCAGGGGCUUGAACAUGCUAUAGCUGGCACUGGUUUAUAUGUGGUGAACCCUGAUGAUGACUUGGAAGAUGUUAAAGAAGCAACAAUGGAAGAUAUGCGGUCAGUCAUGAGCAGGAUUGACAGGAGCGGAGAGGGUGUUUGUGUACAGGCAUCUACCCUUGGCUCCUUGGAGGCAUUACUGGAAUUUUUGAAAACUCCUGAAGUGAAUAUUCCUGUUAGUGGUAUAAGCAUAGGCCCUGUACAUAAAAAGGAUGUAAUGAAGGCCAGUGUAAUGCUUGAAAAGACACGAGAGUAUGCUACUAUAUUGGCAUUUGAUGUCAAAGUCACUCCUGAGGCUAGAGAACUUGCAGAUGAAUUGGGUGUGAAAAUUUUCAUCGCUGAUAUCAUUUAUCAUCUGUUUGAUCAAUUUAAGGCUUAUAUUGACAACAUUAAGGAGGAGAAAAAGAGAGAAGUUGCUGAUGAGGCAGUCUUCCCAUGUGUUCUGAAAAUCUUACCGAAUUGCAUUUUCAACAAUAAGGAUCCAAUUGUUUUGGGAGUUGAUAUACUUGAAGGCAUUGCAAAGGUUGGGACUCCUAUUUGUAUUCCUUCCAGAGAGUUCAUUGAUAUUGGCCGCAUUGCCUCGAUUGAGAACAACCAUAAACCUGUUGAUUAUGCGAAGAAGGGGCAGAAAGUAGCCAUUAAGAUUGUUGGCAGCAACUCCGAGGAGCAACAAAAAAUGUAUGGGAGGCAUUUUGAGAUUGAUGAUGAACUUGUAAACCAUGUUUCACGGAGAUCUAUUGAUAUACUCAACACUAAUUAUCGGGAUGAUCUUAAUAGGGAGGAAUAG